GACUCGCGGCUGCAGCAGACUGCGGAACGCCUGCACAAUCUCGUUGGCAACCCGUCCACGUCUAACGGGUCGAUCGCGGGCAACUCCCAGCUGGCUCAGCACCCCGUCAUCCGGCAGUUGCAGUCUAACAUGGCAACGCUCCAAUCCACCGUCGACGCCCACGGCCAGCAGAUCGGGGCGAUCAACACGACGCUGGCUAGCGCUGCGGAGGACUCGAGGGCGACAAGGGAGAUGAUGGAGAGGAUGAUGGCCAUGCCCCACCGUCCGCCUGUCACGCCACAGCGUGGCCCACCACGUCCCCCUGCCCUCGCGCCGUCGUCCCUGGCGGCGCCUGGGGGUGGCCCUGCGGGGCUCGAAACCGCUGCCGCGACCGACGAGAAGGGCCCGUUGGUCAAGCCUCAGAUGACGGUGGCCGACCACGAGCAUGCCCUUGCUAUCUUGGGGAUUGGCGCUCGGCGGCAGAAUAUGACCCAGCUAGGCCAAGAGGUGGCCUCUACUGAGGGCGCCAUGAUGCCAUUCAGUGAGUGGUGGACACAGGUGGCUCGCUGCAAGAGACAUUCUCAGUGGCAGACUGAGCUCCAGGCGAUGGGCUUACCAGCUGACAAUCAGGCCUCGGCCUCGCACGAUGGGACCUGGAGCGACACCGACCUUCAGACGAUCACGCUCUCAUGA
Messenger RNA from Prorocentrum cordatum, 672 nucleotides. The record is from the annotation of a GenBank genome assembly. NCBI's taxonomy places the organism in Eukaryota, Dinophyceae, Prorocentrales, Prorocentraceae.